Molecule: messenger RNA, 1164 nt
Organism: Dothidotthia symphoricarpi CBS 119687
Lineage: Eukaryota; Fungi; Ascomycota; Dothideomycetes; Pleosporales; Dothidotthiaceae
Product: t-SNARE
Exons: 3
Coding region: 1-1164 (387 amino acids)
Biological process (GO): vesicle-mediated transport; intracellular protein transport; vesicle fusion
Cellular component (GO): SNARE complex; endomembrane system; membrane
Molecular function (GO): SNARE binding; SNAP receptor activity
Source: RefSeq, a predicted model, not a curated record
AUGUGGCGGGACCGAACGAACCUCUUCAUUUCCUACCGCCAGUCCUACUCGCAUCACCCUCCCAAGAAGACGCGCUAUGGUGGACCAGCCUCCAAUGGCUUUGGCGAUGGCAGACGCAUGUCCGAGGAGCGCCAGGGACUCAUGUCUGGCGGUGCAUACGACGAGGAUGGCGAUGCGGUGAUAGAGAUGGACCUGCUGCCUCCGCGAUGGCUAGACGUGCAGGACGAGAUCACCGAGCACCUCGCAGACAUUGCAAAGCAGACGCGCAAGCUCGACCACCUGCACCAGAAGCACGUGCUGCCUGGCUUCGACGACGAAGACGUGAAGAAGCGGGAGGAGCGCGAGAUCGAGCAGCUCACGCAGGCCAUUACAAGGAGCUUCCAGAAGUGCCAGCAGGCCAUCAAGCGGAUAGAAAUGAUGGUGCGCGAAGCAAAGCAGCAGGGCAACAUCAACCAGGGCGAGGAAGUCAUGGCGCAGAACCUCAAGAUCUCACUGGCCACACGCGUCGGUGAAGUGAGCGCAAUGUUCCGCAAGAAGCAGUCUGCAUACUUGAAGAAACUCCGCGACCUCGGUGGUUUCGCCUCGCCCUUCCGCACUGCAACGCCUGUUCAGAACCCCUACAACGACCCUGCCAUGCAAGAAUCCGACGCCGACCGUUCCUACUCGCAAUCGACCCUCCUCCAGACAAAACAACAGCGAAUGCGCCACGACCCCAACGAAGCCCUCAUCGCCCAGCGCGAGCGCGAGAUCGAAGACAUCGCCCAAGGCAUCAUAGAGCUCGCAAACAUCUUUCAGGAGCUACAAACCAUGGUCAUCGACCAGGGCAGCAUGCUAGACCGCAUAGACUACAAUGUAGAGAACAUGUCGCGAGACGUCAAGGAGGCAGACAAAGAGCUCAAGGUAGCGUCCGGUUACCAGCAAAAGUCUGUCAAGAGGAAGAUCAUGCUGCUGCUUGCUAUUCUCAUUGCUGGUGUGUUUAUCCUGUUGUCGUUGAAGUUGAGUCGGAAGGGUGGAAGUGAUGCGCCGGUCCCGGUUCCAAUCGUCCCUGAGGACCCGCCCAUUCGAACGAGAAGGCAGUCGGUGUCGUUACGAACAAGUCGUAACUGGCAUCGUCGGAAACGGCGGAUAUGGCAGGAGGUUGCAAAUGACCCCUCAGUAUUCUGA